GUCUCAGUUGGUCACAUUGUACCAGGUGGAGCAGCAGAUAUGGAUGGAAGACUGAGGCAGAAUGAUGAGAUUACACAUGUAGAUGGAUGCAGUGUUCUUAAUGCUUCACAUCACAGGGUGGUGGAACUGAUGACCAACGCUGCUCUCAAUGGAAGAGUCACCUUGUCUAUCAAGAGAGUCCUUGAUCCAGACUUGAAGACCAAUGAAAGCAUCUUGCCCCAGUACCCUUUUGAUGUGGUUGUUUCCCGGAGAGAAAAUGAAGGUUUCGGCUUCGUCAUCAUUUCGUCUGUCAACAAGUCAGGUGCCAGUGUGGACGAAAUUAUUGGUCACAUUCAAGAAAACAGUCCUGCUGCCAGAUGUGGACGACUCCAUGUAGGGGACAGAAUUUUG
Messenger RNA from Candidula unifasciata, 390 nucleotides. Lineage: Eukaryota; Metazoa; Mollusca; Gastropoda; Stylommatophora; Geomitridae. The record is from the annotation of a GenBank genome assembly.